Molecule: messenger RNA, 2391 nt
Organism: Egretta garzetta (little egret)
Lineage: Eukaryota; Metazoa; Chordata; Aves; Pelecaniformes; Ardeidae
Gene: TNFRSF14
Product: TNF receptor superfamily member 14
Exons: 8
Coding region: 1-966 (321 amino acids)
Biological process (GO): defense response to Gram-negative bacterium; apoptotic process; negative regulation of alpha-beta T cell proliferation
Cellular component (GO): external side of plasma membrane; membrane
Molecular function (GO): protein binding; transmembrane signaling receptor activity
Source: RefSeq, a predicted model, not a curated record
AUGCCUCCUGCUUACUGCAGCUGCCGUAACUUUUGCAGCCACAGAGAGAAGCCCCGGCCCAGCUCCGGCCUCGGCCCAGCCCCAGGCCACUGCCCAGCCCCAGGCCCCUUGCUGGCCCCGUGGGCGGGGUCGCUCGUCAGGACCCCCCGCCGUGCGAUCCCUGUAAACAAGCUACGAAGUGGAAAUCCGUUCUUGUCUUGCCCAAAGGUUUUUGCCCUUGUGGUGGUCAUGCAGCUGGACCGUGUGGAUGCCUUGGACUGUGGGCCGGGAGAGUAUCCCGUGGGUGCUGAGUGCUGCCCGAUGUGUGCUGCUGGACUUCGGGUUUUCAAGCAUUGCACUGCAGAUUCCAGCACGACGUGCGUACCUUGUGUUGAGGAUACAUAUACAGAUCAUCCCAAUGGUUUAGAACACUGCAGGAAGUGUAAACUCUGUGAUAAAGGAGCCAACCUAGUGCCAGAAGUAGCGUGUACCUACACGAAGAACACUGUGUGUGGCUGCCUGCCGGGGUAUUUCUGCAGUCAUUUGGGGGCUGAAGACUGUGAACUUUGUCAACCCUACACUGUCUGCUUUCCUGGCACUAUGGUAAAAGAAAGGGGCACAAAGACCACUGACAAUGUGUGUGAAGCCUGUCCUCCUGGAACCUCCUCAACAACCAACAUGUCCUACAGCUGUACACCGUGGCCUGGACGUAAGGAGAACGGCCUGGUACAAGAAGAGGACGGGAAUACUUCCUCACAUUCCUCUGUUACAGCAGCUGUCGUUUCUAUUGUCGUGCUAAUUGUUGCAGCUGGCUUUAUACUAUUUAUCUGGCAAAGGAGGAAGAGGAAAAAUUACAUGCCACCGGUGCAGGAAUCAGGGAAUGGACAGCAGGGUCAGGCUUUGAUAGUAACCACGGAGAAUGGGGAUCAAACAACUGUUCCUGUGCAGGAAACCGGUGCCAGUCCUGAAGGAACCAGGCCUGAAUAGCCAUCUUGGUUUGAACUAUUGUAGACAAUGGAGAUGGUAUAAAAAACAAAACAAAAAAAACCACACACCAACCAGAAAAAAACAACCCUCAAAACACCCCAACCAAAGAAGUCCAACCUUUUUUCCAAAUAUUCAUGGACAAAAAAGACAGCUUGAAAACGAAAAGGAGGAUCUGCAGUGGAUUUAAAGAAAUAGCCAAGUGGUGCCCUCUGAAGCAUCGAAGUUUGGAACAGCUGAGUAAUCAAGGGAUUGGUCAGCACCGUCACAGGUUGUACAGCUCUGUCAUUUUACAUUCCCGCGCUGUGGAGCAGCUUGUGUGUGCUGUAGCAUGUCGUGCGCGCUGUGCUUCUUUCUUACUUAUGAACUUGGUAUAUAUGUAACAUAUGUUUGGUAGUGGGAAAAAAUGGCUUUCUCUUAUUUUAAAGAUUCCACAUAACGAAACCCUAACACAUUUUUUAAAUGCAUUUUGUAAAAAUUUUUCCUUUUUAGAACUAAGGAAAAUACUAUAGGUGAUGCACAGCAAGAAAUAUGUAGCUUUUAGUAACAUCACAAAUGACACACGCACAACUACUGUCCUUGCAAGUCACCUCUGCUGCUCUGAUCUGUGAUCAUGUGCUGCAACAAAGAAAGUUGGGGUACUGUGUCUAGAAAUAAAGUGCUUACUAAGGACAUUCUCUCUGUAAAACUUUCCUGUUACCUGAAGAGGUGAAAACACUGAGUGGCUUGGCUGUUGGAGUUAUCUUGAGGAAAAGUGUUACUCGUAAGAGCAUCAUGGUGGGCCCGUUUUUUUUGAGGAAGGAUUUGGUGAGGAUAGCAUCGCUUUAUCUGUCAUCUGAGCCUGAGGUGAAGAAUUGGAUAUAAAAUGCCAUACAGAAGAUGGGAAGAGGCAUGGAGAAGAUAUGUGAUGGGUGCAGAGGGACACCUGGGAGGAGGUACUGGGGCUGAUGGAAUGAGCCGAUACUGAGACGUACUGUGAAAGCAUCAGAGUGUGAGAAGCUUGUGUCACACGGGGUGCGGAGGGAACUGCUAGUGGCCCUGGAGAGGGGCUGACGUGGGAGAUGUCUUUGCAUUUCCAUUUUGAAUGUCUCUGAAGAAGAGCGGAGGAGUGGAAGGGAGAACAGCUCGCACUAAUUGGUACGGUUGCCUCUGUAUUUGCUGCGUUAAUGCAGUCCCUCUGAAUCCAUCUUCACCCGGGCCGUGGCUCUAGAGGCCACUGCUCCUUGACCAGCAAAUUCCCACUCCUCUUCCCCACAUGACUCUGGGGAAUGGCAGAAGAUGGGACAGGUUAUCUUUUUGCUUAGUCUAUCAUAUGAUGAUAGGCAACUUCUUUUUUUUUUUUUUUAUUUUAAACUAUAUUAGUUUGUUCAGCAGAACUAAUUCUGUAUUUUUUCUGCAAAAUAAGCUGGCAUUUCAGAAACUUAAAAU